Molecule: messenger RNA, 1869 nt
Organism: Pseudovirgaria hyperparasitica
Lineage: Eukaryota; Fungi; Ascomycota; Dothideomycetes; Acrospermales; Acrospermaceae
Exons: 3
Coding region: 1-1869 (622 amino acids)
Biological process (GO): regulatory ncRNA-mediated heterochromatin formation
Cellular component (GO): nucleus
Molecular function (GO): siRNA binding
Source: RefSeq, a predicted model, not a curated record
AUGUUUCGCCGCCUUGAAGAUGGCCUGGUCAAGGAUCAUCCUGACCCGCAUUGGCCUGAUGAUAUGAACAAACUUGGAUGCUUCAUCACUGAGGAUGGCCUCCUGCGAAGGAAGGACAAACCUGAUCAGAGGUUUGAUUACUGGGUCACAAACCACGAGCGUUACAAUGAAGUCCAUCGCGAGGCAAUGCAGAAAUGCAUUCGCCGUGAAAUUGACUCUCGAAUGGCACAGCUUGGUAUCGAGAAGCUGUACAUGCCACAACUCAUCUACGAAGAGCCUCGGGACGAGCCCCAUAUACCAAUCUAUGCACCGCCGGUGGAGAUAUUGAGAGCGAGGAAGCGAGUGAUCAUACUCAUCAACGAUGAUUUUCAAGAUCUUGGAGUGCUAGCAUACCGCCAUCUCUACGAACAGGGAGGUUUUGAGCAUGGCUCCUGCGUAAGCACUGUCAAGGACCUCAUUGCAAGAUCUCCGCCUCUAGGUGUUGACGGCGAUGUUAACCCUGAGACUGCAGCUCAAAGCCGCGGUGCACCGGCUUUGAUUGUCUUGAAUCCGGGUCAGCUGCGCUAUUCGCACAAAUAUAACUGUGCUAUGACGCGUAUUUCGUGGCUGGCGAUGCCGCGAAAAUCGAUUGCCCAUCCUGCAACGGCCUUCGAUGGAGACGAGAACACCGUACCGGGCCAUCGGACCAUAGAAGAUCACAUAAAGACAGUAUUUGAGCAAGUCGUUGGCGACACUCGAUUCGUUUCUCCAGAAGCUGAGGUAUAUGUAAUUGCAGUCAGCGAAGGAGCUCGUGCGACCCUUGACAUUCUUGACGAAAACUGGCCAAAGUACUCUCAAAGAUUGACUGGUCUAGCUCUCAUGGACCCUCCCGGCAAUUACAAAGUUUGGGACGUGAACUUUAGGUCGUUCCUCAAGUACAGAACCCGUGCUUGGAUCAAGUCUGAAAGGUCAUCUAAUACUCUCUUGGAGACUCAUUUCACGGCCCUACCCGAUAACUUUAAGGUGUAUGACAUCGCCAACGCCGACCAAGAGCAUUAUCCACCCGAAGAGAACCGGUCCGGAGUUCCCUUAGUCAAGCAUGAAACCAACUGGCUCGAAAAUGUUACGCAAGGCGUCUCCCGUCAACAGAUCAAAGAGAUCAUUGGCUUCAACGAUACGAAAGCUUACCUUGACCACGUCAAGAAUAUUGGUGCAGAAAGCGUCCUCACCAGCGCUGGAAAUAGUAUGAUAAACCUGCCUAAAGCUGCGGCAUCGGCCCAGAGUUCCACAAGCGGUCAUGCUUCAAAGAUUGUACAGUCUGCAACGGCUGAGACAGGUGCAAACGCAAAGAAUCUUGAAUCACGCAUUGAUCAGCUCGUCAAAGACAGCUUCAGUCAAGCCCUCUACCCUACUUUUUCCGGAGGAGAUCCUGUCAUAGCAGAAAUGUUAUUCCCGCAGGUGAAGGGAUCUGUACUUGAUUUCUUCGAAGAGAUCGCCCAAGACCCGACGGCGUAUCGUAAUCCUGAAUUUGCCCUUACACCUAGAACUGCUGCAGCCGAGAUAGCAGAUGCUGUCGACGCAUUGGACCUGAUGGAUCCUGACGAAGCAGGAAGACUCUAUGACGGAGAUACACCCCUUCAGCUCGAUGGCGCUACCUCUGAGGUUCAGAAAGUGCCUUUUGCUGGGACAAUGGUUGACUCGCAGCUGUUGAACAAAGCAGGCUUGAGUGAUGUCAGCCGUGAGAGGAGCACCAGCGUAACACUUGUCAAUACCGACUGUGUCGAGCAAUGUCAUGAGCAAGAGAGCGAGGCCAAGGUUGGGAAGCUUGGAGAAUGCAAGGGCGGUGAUGAUAAGUCAGGUCAGGAUCUCAGAAAGGACUCUGGGGCGUGA